Yamadazyma jaroonii is the source of this 1611-nucleotide messenger RNA. The record is from the annotation of a GenBank genome assembly. NCBI's taxonomy places the organism in Eukaryota, Fungi, Ascomycota, Pichiomycetes, Serinales, Debaryomycetaceae.
AUGUCUAGAAUUGGCAAAGCCUGCAACCUUUGUAGGUCAAAGAAAAGACGAUGCACUGGUGGUGAUCCAUGUAGAAGGUGUUUUCUUGCCAAGGCAGAAUGUCUGUAUGGUCAAUCAACGAAAAAAAUCAAAGCCGAAGAGGAUAUCCAGAUAAACAUUGCGUCAGGUUCAACGGAAGAACUAUUUAAAGAGAUUGAAACUGUGAUCCCAUUAAACGAACCGCAGGAUAACUCAUUGUCCAUACCUUCAAAUGUGAAAACAGUAUCUCCAGAAAUUGUGGCCAUUGUACAGAAACUCGAUCGGAGCUUGUUGAUAUCUAAUGUUACUAAAUUCUUAAAAUGUGGAUAUAUAUCUUAUGAUGUUGAAGCUAUGGAACUGAAGUUUGGUACAGAUAAGGAGAUCAAAAGUGAAGAUAUAACAGCGUUGGUGUUGAUUGUUUUGGCUUUGGGUUUCUUGUACAAGAGUGAUUUGAAUGCAGAAGAUUUCGAGGUGGCCAUGAAGCUUUACCAUGGAUGUUCUAGUUUGAUUUCCCUAUUCCACGAGAAUAUCUCCUUGGAAAAUGUCGAAGUGAUGGCUCUAAAUAGCUGGUUCUUGAGAGCUAUCAACGAACAAAAAUCCUCGAUGGUGAUUUCCUCAAUGUCCAUACAAAUAGCUUCCAUGAUGGGUUUACACAAACUAGCAGCUGAUGACGAUGAUGAUAUGCUUGAAAGGAAGAAGAAAGUAUGGUGGACGGCUUAUUCUAUCAAUCGAUUUUUUUCAGUACGGUCAGGUGUACCGGUCUAUCUAUGUAUGAAACAUAUCACCAGUCCCUACCCCAAACAUGAGGAAUUACUGCCACACCAUCGGAUAUAUAAUGACAAAACUUACGAUUUGGCUAUGAUAGCUGAAGAUAUCAACAAAUUUUACCUCAAUAGGGAAUCGUGCUCAACCAGUAUAGUGGAUAAGAUUAUGAACAUGAUCCAGAGAUUAAUCAAAUGGAAAGAUACUAUCCCUUUGUAUUCGCCUGAUGCAUUGUCACGGAGCUUAUCUUCACUCAAUUUGAACCACUCCCAUCUCAUUCAACUCACAACUAUCCCUGUGCUAUUGCAUCUCACCAUCCAAAGACUUUCAGGAUAUCGAGUGGAUAUAUCAUCUUUAACAUCCCGAAUGGUGUCGAUUAUUUCCAUAUGUCAAAAAUCUGCAUUGUUGAGUAUCAAUAUCUUUACUCAUAUGUCUAAAGAUUCCAUAGCCAACUUCGGAGUUUUCGAUAUAGAAUAUUUGUCUACUUCAAGUCUCAUUAUUUGUAUGGUGACAGUAUUGAAUAUGAACUCAGACACUUCAGACACCCUUGGAGAUGCCAUCAGUUUAUUGGAACAUAUCAAAACUUUUGGAUCUCCUCAUGCAAAUGAGAAUCAUAGCAAGCUAGUGGAAUUCCUAAAUGAAACUCGAACCUUUGUCAAUAAGAACAAAUCAGUUUCAUCGUUCAGUCCUUCCAGUAUCCAAACGUACAGUAUUCCCCAAGAAAAAUAUAAAGAUGAUUUGGGAGAUGAUUCUCAAUUAUGGGAACAAAUUUACCACGAUGUCUCGUUGGAUAUGAAUAGUAACUGGGAGGAGUUCAUCAAUUUUUUGUAA